AUGGCUGAGGACGCCAUGGGCUCAACCGCCGGCGCGCGCAACGACCCGCUGGCCGCCUCCACCACCUCUUCCACUCUUGAAGCAGGUGCCCCGGGUGGUCAAACCACCCUGCCUCUCAUUGAGCUGCUUGACAUUGACCCCAACCAUGAGGCCGGGUCCAGUAGCCGUGCAUCAUUUGCGCGCGGCGCCGUGGCUGGCAACGAGCCCCAGCAGCUGACGCUGGCUGACGUGCUCAAGCGCGAAUACCAUUCCGACUCGGAUUCAGAGCCGGAUGACAAGGAGCUCGAGGUGGCCUUGCCCGUGCCCUCAGUGUAUGGUGAUGCGCGCUACACCAUCAACGAGGAGCGCGACAUCAAGAAAGCCGAAGCCGCCUGGCUCCUUGCCCGUCGUGCCGAUGCCACGGCGUCCCCGACGCGUAGUAUUCCUGGUGAGACAGAGCUCACAACGCCAGUCUCCAACUUUGGCGGUGACGGCGGCGACUCUUCCAGCGGCACCUACACCUGUCAUGGCAUUGACUACCGUCGUGUGCUUACCACGCACACCGAAUACCAUGACCUCGAGUCCAGCGACAUUGGCGCAGUCAUUUUCAAGGCUCUCCGCAUGCGUGACAAAUACAUGUUCCGUUCGGAGCAAGAGACCCCCGAGUACCUCCGCCAGCUUUUGCAUCAGGAUCGGGAUCUCUUGAAGACUCACGUUGGUGGCGGUGACGUCAAGUUCUCCAUGCCAGCCAGCGAGCGGGUGGAUGGCGUCUUCAACGUAAUGGCCGAUGUGGACGGCGUGCGUCAUUCCCUCUACAAAUACGUUUCGGCCCGCAUCUACCUGCGCGAUCUUUACCAUCUUUUGGCGGUCGUCAACGACGGCCCCACCAAGUCCUUUGCCUUCCAGCGUCUUUCGUACUUGCAGGAGAAAUUCCGCCUUCAUACGCUCUUGAACGAGACGGAGGAGUCUGCCGAGCAAAAAGCGGUGCCCCACCGUGACUUUUACAACGUGCGCAAGGUGGACACCCACGUUCAUCUCUCCUCCUGCAUGAACCAAAAGCACCUCCUGCGCUUCAUCAAGCACAAGUUGAAAACCUCACCCAACGAGGUUGUCAUCCAUCGUGAUGGCAAGGACCUCACUCUGCAGGAGGUCUUUGAGAGCUUGCGGCUGACGGCCUACGAUCUCUCCAUUGAUACCUUGGACAUGCAUGCUGAUCGCAACACCUUUCAUCGCUUUGACAAGUUCAACCUCAAGUACAACCCCAUUGGCGAGUCGCGCUUGCGUGAGAUUUUCCUCAAGACCAACAACAAGAUUGGCGGAAGCUACUUUGGGGAGCUCGUUCGCCAGGUCAUUGACGACCUCGAGGAUUCCAAGUAUCAAAUGGCCGAAUACCGUGUGUCAAUCUACGGCCGCUCUGCCCACGAGUGGAACAAGCUGGGCGCUUGGUUCUGCAACAGCAACGUGGCAUCGGAUAACGUCCGCUGGCUCAUUCAAGUGCCUCGCCUCUACCACGUGUACAAGUCGGCGGGUCAGAUCAACACCUUUUCCGAGGUUUUGGACAACAUUUUCCGACCCCUCUUUGAGGUCUCCAAGGACCCGAGCUCCAACCCACAGCUGGCCGCUCUCCUGGAGCAUGUGGUUGGCUUUGACAGCGUGGAUGAUGAAUCCAAGCCCGAGCCCAUCCCGCACACUGCCACGAGAGCCACCUGGGCCAGUGUGUGUGUGUGUGUGUGUGUGUGUGUGUGUGUGUGUGUGUGUGUGUGUGUGUGUGUGUGUGUGUGUGUGUGUGUGUGUGUGUGUGUGCAAGCGUCCUUUCUCAAUUGGCGCGUGGACGGCUCCAGGUCUCCACUUCCCGAGCAAUGGAACGACACCAACAACCCCAGCUACUCGUACUGGCUGUACUACAUGUAUGCCAACAUCAGCGUGCUCAACAAGUACCGUCAAGAUCGCGGCCUCAACACCUUCACGCUGCGCCCCCACUGCGGCGAAGCAGGGCCCGUUGAGCAUCUUGCUACCGGUUUCUUGCUGUGCGAGAACAUUUCCCACGGCAUCCGUCUUCGCAAGAUGCCAGCACUGCAAUAUCUCUAUUACCUGGCUCAAAUUGGCCUGUGCAUCUCGCCGCUCAGCAACAACAGCCUCUUCUUGCAAUACCACCGCAACCCCUUCCACGACUUUUUCUGCAUUGGCAUGAACGUGUCCAUCUCCAGCGAUGAUCCGCUGCAAUUCCACUUCACGCGCGAGCCCUUGAUUGAGGAAUAUUCAGUCGCCUCCCAGGUGUUCAAGCUGUCGCCCACCGACAUGGCCGAGCUGUGUGUCAACUCGGUCAAGAUGUCAGGCUUCCCGGCCGCCUUUAAAUCCAAGUGGUUGGGCGGUAGCUGGCGACUGCCUGGUCCCACGGGCAACGACAUUACCCGGACCAACCUGCCCAACGUGCGCUGCGCCUUCCGGUACGAGACGCUGCGUGGCGAGCUCGACACGAUUGUUCAGCUCGCUCGCUCGCAUCAUCGGGUUGUGGUCACAGACCGCAGCGGCGGAUCCGAGUGA
Messenger RNA from Monosiga brevicollis MX1, 2523 nucleotides. RefSeq lists its product as uncharacterized. Gene Ontology annotation, cellular component: cytosol. Gene Ontology annotation, molecular function: AMP deaminase activity. The record is from RefSeq and is a predicted model, not a curated record. The coding region runs from base 1 to 2523 and encodes 840 amino acids. Gene Ontology annotation, biological process: IMP salvage; AMP metabolic process. The transcript is spliced from 24 exons. Lineage: Eukaryota; Choanoflagellata; Craspedida; Salpingoecidae.